ACUGUCCAUGAUCACCCUGGGCCCUUGUAAAUUGCCCCUCCAACUGCAGAUCUCCUCUCCAUCUCCCGGCAGCUUAUAUGCAUCUAUCCCUGAUCUCUUUCGUCUUCCCCCAGUGCUUGCUAUCUCCCUAGCUAGAUCUCUCUCUAGCUCCCAUCUCUUCUCACAUGUCUACCAUCUACAUGAGCCAACUGUCUACUCUCCCUCUAAUGGAGGGAGAGCAGGAUCAAGGACUCUUUCCGGCCUUCCACAUCUCAAAGGACCCUCCUAUCUUGUUCCCCUUCAUGAUCAACAACCCCGUGGAUCAGCUCCAAGGGCAAAGCAGCUAUGGAGAUCAGCACUUGAGGCAGCAAGUUUUGGCUGAAUCUACUCAACAGUUCACAGAUCGCAUGAUGAUGAGCGGAUCAGACAUCUUCCCUAGGCCACCGCUGUUCCGGCCGACUAUUCAAAGCAUCGAUGGUGACAUGAUCCAGCGGUCCGCAUAUGAUCCAUACGAUAUCGAGAGCAAGCGUGCUGACGGCUGGGCAGUGGCACCACCAGCAGCGAAGAUGAAGAUCAUGAGGAAGGCGACGAGCGAGUAUCCCGAGGGUGGAACGGCAAGAAAGCCAAGGAGAAGAGCACAAGCGCACCAAGAUGAGAGCCAGCAGCAACUGCAGCAGCAGCAGGCUAUGGGUGUCGUUAGAGUGUGCUCCGACUGCAACACCACCAAGACCCCCUUGUGGAGGAGUGGUCCUUGUGGCCCCAAGUCUCUUUGCAACGCAUGCGGCAUAAGGCAAAGGAAGGCUCGGCGGGCGAUGGCGGCUGCCGCCGCGGCGGCGGCGGCUGCUGCCAGCAACGGAGGCACUCCACAAGCUGCAAGCGUCGCCGUACAGGCAAAGGCACCCAAGAAGGAGAAAAGGGCAGACGUCGACCGGUCGCUGCCGUUCAAGAAACGGUGCAAGAUGGUAGCCGUCGAUCACGCUGUCACGGCAGCCAAGGCGACGCCAGCAGUCGCUGCUUCGACCAAGGAUCAGGAUCACGUCUCCAGUGACAAGGUCGCUGCUGCGGCGACGAGUCUGCAGAGCAAGGCCGCCAGUCCUCCUCCGGCGGCGGCGUUGCACGUUUUCCCCGCCGCCGACGAGGUUACGGACGCCGCCAUGCUGCUCAUGACCCUGUCCUGUGGGCUCGUCCGCAGCUAGGUAGCUACCUAUAGCUUCUACUAGCAGCCGAGAGAUCAAUCACUAGUAGCCACUGAUGAGUGCGACCUGAUUUGCAACUAAGUACCCUGCCCCUAUUAUAUUUCUUGUGUUUUCUUCUUUGAUUUUGUGUUGAGGAAGAGGAAGAAGAUCACCAGGAGAGAUAGAGUGACGACAUGCCCAAGGCAAAAAUAAUAAGCGAAAACUCUCGCUAGCCAGUAAUGAGUACCAGGAUUUUCUAUAAGAGUUUUUUUUAAUUAUUUUACCUUUUCUCAGCUGUGGCUAAUUAAUUAUUCAAGCCACUAUAUGCUAUGUAACUUUGUUUCUUUGUAUUGUUUAUGUUUUGGAUCAUUGGAGCUAAUAAUAUGGAUAAUUGAUCGAGGAGACACUA
Messenger RNA from Setaria italica (foxtail millet), 1563 nucleotides. Its product is annotated as putative GATA transcription factor 22. Gene Ontology annotation, biological process: regulation of DNA-templated transcription. The record is from RefSeq and is a predicted model, not a curated record. The transcript is spliced from 3 exons. Gene Ontology annotation, molecular function: sequence-specific DNA binding; zinc ion binding. Bases 165 to 1175 code for a protein of 336 amino acids. NCBI's taxonomy places the organism in Eukaryota, Viridiplantae, Streptophyta, Magnoliopsida, Poales, Poaceae.